Molecule: messenger RNA, 5329 nt
Organism: Nannospalax galili (Upper Galilee mountains blind mole rat)
Lineage: Eukaryota; Metazoa; Chordata; Mammalia; Rodentia; Spalacidae
Gene: Plin4
Product: perilipin 4
Cellular component (GO): plasma membrane
Source: RefSeq, a predicted model, not a curated record
GUGGGAGAACCUGAGGCAGAAGCUGGUUCUUGGCUAAGGCAUGCCAGCUGAACACCCUUCUUGGGGUAGAAGGCAGAGGAAGGGGGUGGUUGGUCCCUCAGGGAGCCCAGCCGGCCUGAGUCACCAGGCCUGCAACAGUAUGGGCACCAUGGGCAGUGGCAGCCUGGCCUGUGGCACAGAGCAGGGGAAAGGUGCUGGUCCGGGUCCACACUGGGCCUGGCAGCGGGCAUGUGAUGCCCCGGGCCCUCCCCUCCCCCGUUCCCUGGCUGCCUGCCCAGGCCUGCACCUCCCAGACCCUAUAAGGCCUGGGAACCAGAGCCAAGGUAGCCGCCAGCAGCUGCCACAGCUCCGAGGGACCCUGUGCAGUCCAGGCGGGCCAGCCUCAUCAACCGUGACACCGGCCUGAAGGAACGCCUAGGAACCCCCAUUCCGGCAUCUUCUGUCCCUUCUAGCCUCCCAGGCUGCCAUUAUGUCUGCUUCAGGAGAUGGGACUGUGGGUCACGCCAGAUCCAAAGGCAAGACUCUGAGCAACUUCUUUGGGUCGCUGCCUGGCUUCGGGUCUGCCCGGAGUCUGCUGUCCCGUGGUCACAGCCCAGUGAAGGAGCCUGUCCCAGAGGCCACCUGUCCCCCAAGUCCAGCGGCCAUUGACGCAGAGCUGAUGGCAGGGGGCACAGUGGGGCUGGCACAACCCUCUGAAAAGAUGCUGUCUGGGGCAGCAGACCUGGGAAGCUUCAAUGUGACUACCACCAAAGACACCAUCUCCUCUGGGGUGGCCAGUGUGGUGGAUGCUGCGAAAGGCAUGGUCCAGGGUGGUCUGGGUGUCACACAAUCAGCCCUGGUGGGCACCAAGGACGUGGUGGCCGGGGGAGUCAUGGGCGCAGUAGGCAUGGCCAAGGGGCUGGUCCAGGAUAGUCUGGAUACCACAAAGACCAUGCUGACCGGAACCAAGGACACGGUGACCACAGGCCUCUCAGGGGCUGUGAGCGUGGCGAAAGGCAUGGUCCAGGGUGGUCUGGGUGUCACACAAUCAGCCCUGGUGGGCACCAAGGACGUGGUGGCCGGGGGAGUCAUGGGCGCAGUAGGCAUGGCCAAGGGGCUGGUCCAGGAUAGUCUGGAUACCACAAAGACCAUGCUGACCGGAACCAAGGACACGGUGACCACAGGCCUCUCAGGGGCUGUGAGCGUGGCCAAAAGUGCAGCACAGACUGGUUUGGACACAAGCAAGGCUGUGCUGACUGGCACCAAGGACACCGUGUCCACUGGCCUCUCGGGGGCCGUGAACAUGGCCAAGGGCACAGUGCAGACCGGUCUGGACACAAGUAAAGCGAUGCUGACCGGAACCAAGGACACGGUGACCACAGGCCUCUCAGGGGCUGUGAGCGUGGCCAAAAGUGCAGCACAGACUGGUUUGGACACAAGCAAGGCUGUGCUGACUGGCACCAAGGACACCGUGUCCACUGGCCUCUCGGGGGCCGUGAACAUGGCCAAGGGCACAGUGCAGACCGGUCUGGACACAAGUAAAGCGAUGCUGACCGGAACCAAGGACACGGUGACCACAGGCCUCUCAGGGGCUGUGAGCGUGGCCAAAAGUGCAGCACAGACUGGUCUGGACACAAGCAAGGCUGUGCUGACUGGCACCAAGGACACAGUGUCCACUGGCCUCUCGGGGGCCGUGAACGUGGCCAAGGGCACAGUGCAGACCGGUCUGGACACAAGUAAAGCGAUGCUGACCGGAACCAAGGACACGGUGACCACAGGACUCACAGGGGCCGUGAACGUGGCCAAGGGCGCAGCGCAGACAGGAGUGGACACCACAAAGACCGUUCUAAUGGGCACCAAAGACACGGUGACCACUGGCCUCUCAGGGGCUGUGAAUGUGGCCAAGGGCACGGUUCAGGGUGGUCUGAACACCACAAAGAUGGUGCUGACCGGUACUAAAGACACAGUAUCUACUGGGCUGACAGGAGCUGUGAACGUGGCCAAGGACACGAUGCAGAUGGGUCUGCACACAAGCAAGGCCGUUCUGACCGGAACCAAGGACACGGUGACCACAGGCCUCUCAGGGGCUGUGAGCGUGGCCAAAAGUGCAGCACAGACUGGUCUGGACACAAGCAAGGCUGUGCUGACUGGCACCAAGGACACAGUGUCCACUGGCCUCUCGGGGGCCGUGAACGUGGCCAAGGGCACAGUGCAGACCGGUCUGGACACAAGUAAAGCGAUGCUGACUGGAACCAAGGACACGGUGACCACAGGACUCACAGGGGCCAUGAACGUGGCCAAGGGCGCAGCGCAGACAGGAGUGGACACCACAAAGACCGUUCUAAUGGGCACCAAAGACACGGUGACCACUGGGCUCAUGAGGGCCAUGAACGUGGCGAAAGUGGCUGCCCAGGGGGACCUGGAUACUUCUAAAGCCAUCCUCACGGGCACCAAGAACACUGCAUCCACUGGGCUAAUGGGGGCCAUGAACGUGGCCAAGAACACAGUGCAGACAGGUCUGAACACAAGCAAGACUACACUGAUGGGAACCAAGGACACAGUGACCACAGGACUCACAGGGGCUGUAAAUGUGGCCAAAGGUGCUGUCCAGACAGGAAUGGACACCACAAAGACCACGCUAACUGGCACAAAGGACACAGUAACCACUGGCCUCUCAGGGGCCAUAAAUAUGGUCAAGGGGACAGUACAGGCGAGUCUGGAUACCUCAAAGACCAUGCUGACCAGCACCAGGGAUGCAGUCUGUGGUGGGGUGACUGAUGCCACAAACAUGGCUAAGGGCACCAUCCAGGGGGGUUUGGACACCACCCAGUCUGUGGUGAUGGGUAUGAAAGACAGCAUGUCCACUGGGCUCACGGGGGCUGUGAACACUGCCAGGGGCAUGUUGCAGACUGGGCUGAGCACAACCCAGAACACAGCCACGGGUACCAAGGGUGCAGUCCACAGCGAGGUAUCCAGUGCUGAGACCAUGACCGAGGGCACAGCACAAACAGGUCUGGACACCACAAAGAACCUACUGACAGGCACCAAGGACACAGUCCGUGGUGGAGUACCUGGUGCUGUGGAUGUGUCCAAAGGCCACACCACUGAAGACACGGAGUCCACGGUGCUGGCUGGGAUAGGGAACGUGGCCGCAAACCCAGUCUACAUUGGUCUCGGCACAGUUCCAAGUUGGCUCCCUGGCUCCUGGGCCACCCCGAGUCCCCAAGAAGCCCUUUCCUCUGUGGUCACUAGCCUCCCAGGCACACAUACUGCAGGCCUAGGGCUCACCACAGAAGCCAUAGCCACUGCUGAAGGCCUUGUGUCUGAUAUGGGCAGUUCUGUCCACAAGGCUGCUGGAACUGGUGAGGAGGGGAGCCAGGUAGCCACCGUGGGCCUCACUACACUUCGCCAUGAACUGGAGGGACUCGGGGACAUCUUCCAGCCCAUGACGACUGAGGAGCAAGCCCAGCUGGUGGCGUCAGGGUCAGGGCCCCGGGUCCUGUCGGCUGACCAAGGCAGUUACUUCAUCCGCCUGGGCGACCUAACCCCUGGCUUCCGUCAGCGUGCUUUUGAACAUGCUCUAAGCCACAUGCAAAACAACCAAUUCCAGGCCAGGGAGGCGCUGGCCCAGCUCCAGGAGGCCUUCUGGGAGAUGGACAAGGCCACGGAGAAACUGGGUGGACAGCAGCAUCUGGACCACAGCUCGAGUAUUACAGAGGGGGCUGCUGGUAUCCACGAGGCGCAAGACACCACAGCCCUGGCCAGGGCACGCACCCUCCUCUGCCAGCUGCACACAGCCUACAGUGGCCUGGCGUCUGGCCUGCAAGGCCUGCCGAACCUGCAACAGCCCGUGGGGUGUGCAAGGCACAGUGUUUGUGAGCUCUACGGCCUCAUGGUGUCAGGCAUCAGGGAUCUGCCAGUGGAGCGACUGGCCCAGAGCCAUGAGGGUAUUGUGCAGGCAUGGCAGGAGCUGGAGGCACAGCUGGAUGCCCUGCAGCAGAGCCCCCCGCUGGGAUGGUUGGUGGGGCCCUUUGCAGUGCCCCCUGGUGGCCAGCAGCUGUAGGAUCCUGCGGGCCCAGGUGGUACCUCCCUGCACUGUCACACGCUGCCCCAGGACUUCGCUAUGACCAAGGCCAGGUUCACAUCCCCAAAGCCUUGGGGCUGAGCUGAGAGGCCUCAGGAAGUGAGUAUGAAUCUAGCCACAGCUUCUGCUCUCCCAAGGAGCUGCUGGACACACAUCAACCAUUCAUGUCCACCAAUGGGGGGGGGCACUGGGAACCGCUCAUACUUGGGGUAACUCUCAGGGCCCACAGCCUCUGCUUACAGGUCUCUCAAGUCAACAUGGAGGUGGUUUGGGUCCCUGGCCAUAGAAUGUGUUAGAAUGUCAUUGCCAGCAAGGUAAACACAGAAGGCCCCCCAAGGCCACAUAGUCACCCCUGUUGAUAUGGGUCUGACUUAAGUGCUCUGCAUGGGAGACAAGCAACUUUCUGCCUCCAAACACUCACAGUAUCCGCACACAGUGCAACAAGGGCUGAGGGUCUUUGCAGGAAGAGUGUGUGGGGACGAGGCUGACUCAAUGAGCCCCAUGCUGGUGGCGGCUGCCACGCCUAUUUGCCAGCCAUUCCUCCUCAGUUGCAGCCCCAUGCAUCCUCAGGACAGUCCUGGUGUGCACAGGAGGACAGCGGCCUGCCCAGUGUUGGAGGCUACAGUGACUGCAGACAGCAGCAGGUGAUGGCUCCGCUCCUCUGCCUCAUGCAUGGAGACGCCAGGUCCAGGACCCUUGUUGCCAGCAUUACUUGGCCAGACCGCUGUCCUUCCCCAAGCCCCACACCCCCCUUCACCUCUGCCUUUUCACCCUGCUGGAAAACCAGGUCCUCGGCCCCAAGAGAUGCAGGAUGUGCUAGCAGGUGCCUUGGGGGACGCCAUGAUGGGACGGAUGGUGGGACUGUCCUGAGCCCUCCCAGAACAGCACGAGGGUCACAUGAUACAGCCAGUAUCAAAUCUGCCCAGGGUCUGCAGCUGAGCCUCCCCACAGCUGACGCCCUGCCCACCCAUGCACCACCCAUCUGGUUCUUGGUGGCCACAUCCGUCCUUGUCCCUAGACCCUUUCAGAUGAACAGAGGUCCAAGGCAGGAACCAGUUGCUUGGGCCACACAGCAACAGACUGACAGGACAGGAUGGCUGUGGGCCUCAGGCCCACAGAUGCUGUGUCCUACCCAGGGUCCCAGUGCUGCCCACAGCCUGGGUCACAGGGCCAGGAGUAGUGGCCUGCGGGUGGCCUAUGUCCACGCUGACCAACAUAUCUCAUUCACGAUGGGAGCCAAGUCCAGAGGCCACUUCCACCCCUACA